UGGCAACCCUAGUUCUUGGUCUCCACAGGUCCAAGAUGACUGAAGCUCACGUAGGUUUGGGGAAGGUGGCCUUGUUCCGGCAAGAGUCCCCUGAAGGCCUCACCUACCGCGUCCCAGCUCUGAUGUACCUGCCUUCCGAGUCCACUUUCUUGGCCUUUGCAGAGGAACGCUUUUCACCCAGCGACAACCACGCGAAAUCUCUGGUGAUGAGACGAGGGAAGAAGGAUGGAGAAUCUGUUGAGUGGGGCCCUCAAGAGGCCCUGGUGACCGCCAUGCUUUCCAACCACCGCACCAUGAGCCCUUGCCCGGUGUACGACAGAAAGAGCGGACAGAUCUUCCUCUUCUUCAUCUGCGUCGAGACUCACGUCACCGAGCUCCACCAGAUCAAGUCGGGGAGGAACGCCGCCCUGCUGUGCUACGUCUCCAGCCAAGAUGGCGGCCGCAGCUGGAGCCAGUUGACUGAUUUGACCGAUCGGGUGAUCGGCGAGAAUUUGAGAAAUUGGGCAACCUUUGCCGUCGGGCCCGGCCACGGGUUGCAGACGAGCUCUGGCCGCUUGGUGAUCCCGGCGUAUACUUACUACGUCCACAAGCGCAUCUGCGGCCUCCCCAUCUGCUGCUGCACCAAGCCGCAUUGCUUCGUUUUCUACAGCGACGACGGUGGACGGAACUGGGCGCAAGGCCAGCUUGUCACGACUUGGCGCGCAGGGGAAUGCCAGGUGGCCGAGCUCACCCGGCAAGACAACAGCCAAGUGUUAUACUGCAACGCCCGCAGUCCUGAGGGACACCGGGUCGAGGCCUUCAGCGCAGAUGACGGGAACCAAUUUGAGGAGUCCUUCCUGUGCAAAGAGUUGCCAGAGACCGGGAAAGGUUGCCACGGCAGUGUGGUGAGUUUCGCUCCGGUGCUGCGGCCCUCAGAUUUGGGCCCCCAGGCGAACGAGGAAGGCAAAAUGAGUCGUCUGAUUGACGUUAGCCCCUCAGCGUCCCUGAAGACUCCCAAGCAAUGGCUGCUUUACUCUCACCCCACUGGCAGACGCAAGCGAGUCAACCUGGGGAUCUUCCUCAACACCUCUCCGCUGGCAAAGGGCAGCUGGAAGGACCCCUGGGUGCUGUAUGAGGGGCCCAGCGGCUACUCGGACCUGGCUGUGUGCGAGGAGGGCCCGGUGCUGCUGUUUGGUUGUUUGUUUGAGAGCGGAGUGUCUAGCGAGUUGGAGGAGAUCGCCUUCCAGCUUUUCACUAGUACCGAACUCCUGAGGAACGUGAGGGAAAGUUGAUUACAUGCGGGUUCUCCCUCAGAGUUGCGGCUGCCCUAAAGUAGUC
Heteronotia binoei (common prickly gecko) is the source of this 1317-nucleotide messenger RNA. Its product is annotated as sialidase-3-like. NCBI's taxonomy places the organism in Eukaryota, Metazoa, Chordata, Lepidosauria, Squamata, Gekkonidae. Gene Ontology annotation, molecular function: exo-alpha-sialidase activity. Gene Ontology annotation, cellular component: membrane; cytoplasm; lysosome. The transcript has 2 exons. Gene Ontology annotation, biological process: oligosaccharide catabolic process; ganglioside catabolic process. Bases 36 to 1271 code for a protein of 411 amino acids. The record is from RefSeq and is a predicted model, not a curated record.